CUCCUAUUUGGAAGAGUCCAUUGUAGCAUAAAGAAGGGUUACUCUCAGGAUUUAUCAUAUGGAUGAAAGCCUGAUAGGGAUCGACACAGAAAAGGACGACAUAAGCAUCCAGCAGCACUUUGUUAUACAAGAAAAUAUCUUCAUUAUCUUCAUAUUUGUGUAUAUAUUUACUGUGGCAUGUGGACUGAGUGUCCGGCUGAAGAAAUGGAGACAGCAAAGAUCCAGUGCCUCUUAGCCUGGGAGCUUCAUUGUUUUGCUGUUGAGCUCUGACCUCAUGUCUCGCUUAGUAAUAGUGUUAACCUAUAGACAAGUUGGGAUGAAGGCACUGUAGGUGAAGAAAAUCAAAGUCUAUAUGCUGGAUUAACUCUGCAUAAUAUUAAGAUGGGUCAUCCUGCAUCUGGGCAUGUUAACGUUCAUGUUGCUCAGAAUAUGGAUCAAAUUGGGGCCUACUCAAUAAUGGAUUCUUCCAGGGUCUCCACAUUCAUAAUUUCUAUACUUCUUAUAGUGUAUGGAAGCUUUAGAUCUUUAAACCUAGACCAAGAAAACCGCCAGAAACAGGAGAAAGAUGGCUCAUUUUCUGUAGUGAAUGGUGGUGAGAACUCUAAUCAAAGUAGUGAAGCAGAUAAUGUUCAAACUAUUGACAGCUGCCAAGCCAUGUUCCUGCCUAUUGGGGCCUCCAUCUCUCUCCUCAUCAUGUUUCUCUUUUUUGACUCCCUGCAGAUGGUGUUUGCAGUCUGCACUGCAAUGUUGGCUACUAUUGCUUUUGCAUUUCUAUUACUACCCAUGUGCCAGUAUCUCCUUCGUCCAUGUUCAUCGGGACAAAAAAAGUCAUUUGGAUACUGUGGCCGUUUUACAGCUGCAGAGAUCUUAUCAUUCUGCAUGUCUGUGUGUAUAGUAUGUACCUGGGUGCUAACAGGGCACUGGCUUUUAAUGGAUGCCCUAGGAAUGGGAUUGUGUGUAGCAUUCAUUGCACUAGUUCGCCUCCCAAGUUUGAAGGUUUCAACAUUACUGUUACUGGGCCUCCUCUUGUAUGAUGUGUUUUGGGUAUUCUUUUCCUCCUUCAUAUUCAGCACAAAUGUGAUGGUUAAAGUAGCAACACGACCAGCAGAAAAUCCAGUCGGCGCAUUUGCCAAGAAAUUUCAUCUAACUGGCCUGAUGCGUGACGCACCAAAGCUGUCGCUUCCAGGAAAAUUAGUGUUUCCCAGCAUGCACAACGAAGGUCACUUUUCCAUGUUGGGCCUAGGGGAUAUUGUAAUGCCAGGCCUACUUUUGUGCUUUGUUAUGAGAUAUGAUGCAUACAAGAGAGGACAAGUUAGCACAGCUGAUACUGGCCUACCUCCACCCCCACAGUAUUAUCACAAGAUUACCUAUUUCCACUGCUCGCUCAUUGGUUAUUUUCUUGGACUAUUGACAGCCACCGUGUCCUCUGAAGUGUUCAGAGCUGCACAACCAGCAUUGCUCUAUCUAGUUCCUUUUACGUUGCUUCCACUCCUGACAAUGGCUUAUUUGAAGGGUGAUCUUCGUAGGAUGUGGAGUGAGCCAUUUCUCUCACCUGCCCCAUCCAAGUACAUGGAUGUAUAAACUGUGGAUGCUGGGCAGUGUAGUGCCCUGGGAGCUGGAUGCUUUAGUGGUGCUUAUUAUAGGUCAUUUCAUAGCCUUCAUUAAGUUGUGCUAGUAAGGGGACAAGUCAGGCUUGAGAGGUAGCAAGUCAAGGCAUCAUGGAUAGUAUUACUACUAGUAUCUUCUCAUAGAUUUGUUUAAGGUUUUAUUGCUUGGCAAUGGGUUCAGUGUCAAAUGGCCUGCAUUGGGAUAAUGCUGCUCACCAAAAGGAUAUAGUAGCAGUGCGAAGAGUUUGCUUCUGUAUGUAUUAGAUGAUGUGUCAAAUAUUCUAGGCCUCUGUGCUGUUGGUGAUUGCUUGCUCAGAAAUGUGGUUUAUUCACCAAGAGGUAAAAGAAAGAACUUGCACUGUGGUUUUAUUUGAAUGAAGAAAAACAUGGCCAUGUCAGAGAAGUGACCGGCAGGGGAAAUUUCCAGUGUAUAUAGCUCUAAACAUAGAUACAUUCAUUAUACAUGUGCAUAUAUACUUGGUUAGAAAUUACUUUUAUUUGAUAUCUCCAUCUCAUUUUCAUCAGUAUCAUCCAUGUCUUUUAUAUUUUAGCAAAACAUGAAAUUGACAAAAUAAUUAAGACAUAUGUAUAAUAGAAGUGGUACAUACCUGAUUGAUUAUUUAUUUUGGCAUGGCACACUAGUGAAGUUUUUGUGAUCAGGUAAUAUGAAAAAUGUUAAUGGUGUCUUCAUUUAAUAAGCAUGCAAAAUAUGUCAACACUGCUUAUUUGGAGAUGGGAAAAUACAUAGUUUUCCUCUGAAAGGUCAAAAAUUGACCAGAACUGUGGGUGCUGCAAAAUCUGACUUCCCCAUUUUGUUCCACUUGUAUUUUAAAUUCCUCUUAUAGAUCUUUCUCUUUUCUGAUGAAAAAAGAAAAACAAUUGAAAUUUUAACCGUUUUAUCUGACUUGAAGAGAGUGUAAUUAUUUUUGAGUUGGAAAGAAUCCAGGCUGAGAAUACUUUUAUGGAAUACAACUGUAGCACAUAAUUCAAAUCUUUCAGUGACAUCACAAAAUGUUGGUGACAUUUCAACUACCAUUGCUUUUCACUCAAAUUGCUCUAUAGCCACAGUUUGUGUUUGUUUAUUUAAUUACCAAUAAUUGCAAUAUAUAACUUUAGAAAAGGGACCUCUGGUUUAGAUUUGGGAUUCCCUUGUAAGUUUCUCUCCGUCAUUCAGUCUGUAUUUAUGAAAGGGGUAUGAUUACAUUAAGAAGAUAUGGUGCUAUCAGUGGGCUCAAUUGAAAUGGCUUUCAAGAUCGACAGCCAAUAAAUGUUCAUUUCUCAGUAAUACUCAGAUCAUUGACCUUUUGAUUAAGUAAUUUUAUUGUUGUGUAUACAACAAUUAAAAUUGAUUCUUUUAUUGUUGUCUGUGAAUCCUUAUGCAUUAGUCCUUAACUACUACACUUUAUAGAGAAUUGGGUAAUUUUGAUCCAUUCAGAUUUCAUAUAGUGUAAGUGUUUAGUCGUUGGGUGCAAUAUUGUGAACACAUUUUCUUAUUGCUAUGUGGAUUUUAUGUAACCAGUACACUUAUACAAAAGUAGAAUGCAUGAUUGAUCUUUGUCAGAAAUGCUCCAAGCACAUAGUGGUUGCAUUAAAUCAGUGUUUUUAAUUGUUUACAUUCAUUAAGUAAGAUACUCUGUAUGUAGGUAUGAUAUGUGUAUUCAUGUACUUCAGAUUGAUAUAAUAAUGAGUCUUUCAUGUAAACAUUAAUUAAGUAGGAACUUCUUUAAAUUCCGCUGCUAUGUAUAGAAAUGACCAAAGUUGCUAGUAAAGCGCUGGAUUGGUUGUAAAAUCACUUCUGUGUACUUGGCAAUAAACAAUUUAAAUUGAACAAAUGUU
Molecule: messenger RNA, 3443 nt
Organism: Lingula anatina
Lineage: Eukaryota; Metazoa; Brachiopoda; Lingulata; Lingulida; Lingulidae
Product: signal peptide peptidase-like
Biological process (GO): membrane protein proteolysis
Cellular component (GO): lumenal side of endoplasmic reticulum membrane; cytoplasmic side of endoplasmic reticulum membrane; Golgi-associated vesicle membrane
Molecular function (GO): aspartic endopeptidase activity, intramembrane cleaving
Source: RefSeq, a predicted model, not a curated record